Molecule: messenger RNA, 1416 nt
Organism: Cataglyphis hispanica
Lineage: Eukaryota; Metazoa; Arthropoda; Insecta; Hymenoptera; Formicidae
Product: gastrula zinc finger protein XlCGF44.2-like
Exons: 1
Coding region: 35-802 (255 amino acids)
Biological process (GO): regulation of transcription by RNA polymerase II
Molecular function (GO): DNA-binding transcription factor activity; RNA polymerase II cis-regulatory region sequence-specific DNA binding
Source: RefSeq, a predicted model, not a curated record
GUUUGAAUAAAAGAGUAAAAUUCUGCGCCACAUUAUGAGUAAGCACAGUUUUCAUCGUCCUUUCAGAUGUGCAGUUUGCGAAAAGAGUUUUAAAUAUAAGUACGAUUUGAAGAUGCAUCGACUUGUUCAUCAAAAAGUGAAUUCUGAUUUGUAUUGCUGCGGUAAGUGUAACUAUCGCGGUAAAACGAAGAGCAAUUUGAAUGCGCACUUUAUCAGGAGACAUACCGACGAAUACAAAUUCGCCUGCGAACAUUGUGGUAAACGCUUCAAAAUAGAAUGGGAUUUGAAAUUCCAUCUUGGCACGCACGAUGGUUCACAGCAUAUGUGCGAUAUUUGCGGUAGGUUCUAUACGAGCAAUUACUCCCUGUAUAAACACAGGAAAGUGGCACACUUGAACGAAUAUAAGUUUCAUUGUAACAUAUGCAAUAAAAAGCUGCUGACGCAGGAGAAUCUGGAUAAUCAUAUGCAGCAACACGAUAAAACUUACGAGUGCAAGAAGUGUGGCAAAGCAUUUACUUCAAAAAGAUAUUUAACUAACCACGCAAAGACAUACACAGACAUCAAGUCUUAUACAUGCUAUAUUUGUGAGAAGAGUUUUAGUACAUCGCAUAUGAGAAACAUGCAUUUAAAUACGCAUUCAGCAGAAAAACCAUAUAUUUGUGACUUGUGCGGACAAACAUUCAAGAGGAGAUACGACAUGAUUGUGCAUCGUAGGAAACAUCCAGAUGCGCACUUAUCGUUAUCACCACCUAUGUCUCUUGGAAAAAGAUGUAAUAGUUUGUAUACUAUGGAAUCUAAAUAAGAAUCUCAAAAUGAUAUCUCACUAAUCUAAAAUGGUAUCAAAUCUAAAAUAAUCUUUAAACGUGGUGGAUGUUACACUGUAUCUGUAUACAUAACUGUAAGAUUUUUGUAAAAUCUUAAUAGGGAGGUGUAUAUAUCAAAAACUGUAUAACUUAAUAUAAUUUAAAGAAACAUAAAGAAUAAUGUGAUCUCUAUUAUAAUGAUUUAAAAGAGAGACAGAGGGAGAGAACAUUUUAUAUACAGGGUGGCCCCGAACGUUCCAGCCAGAUUUUAAGAUCUUAUAGGAAAUUUAAUUCUGAACAAAAAAUUUCUUAUCACAUGAAUCGAAAAAUGCUUUUUUAAGAAGUUAUUGCUCAAAAAUCUCUGAAAUCGUGAUUAUUUUACACAUUUUUCCAAAUAUCAUGGAAAAUGUGCGUCUUUAAACAAAAAGUACCGAAACAAAAGUUGUAGAAAAUUAAAUUAUCUUUUAAAUGAGAUUGAAAUGAUUGUAGUACGUUUCAUGGUUUCCAGGUUUUGAGAUAACCAGUUUCAAAUGUACAAAGAAAUAUUUUUUUUGCUGUCGACAUAGCUUUUUUUCGACUCAUGUUUAUAAGAAAUUUUCUCUCAAAGUCUGGC